Molecule: messenger RNA, 267 nt
Organism: Parnassius apollo (apollo)
Lineage: Eukaryota; Metazoa; Arthropoda; Insecta; Lepidoptera; Papilionidae
Source: the annotation of a GenBank genome assembly
AUGCUACGGCUGGGAAUGCCACUAGAUGCGCAGCAAACUGCAUAUGUGGAUGCUGCCGUCAAUAUUCCAUUUGUGGUUAAUUCAGACGAUGAUGGAAUAGUCUCCUACGAACUAGAGAAAAUGAGGAGCAUAUUGGAGAAGACGAUGCUGGAAACGCGUAGCAUGCCUCUCGAAAAUAGACCGCGACUUCCCCACAUACCCCUUAGCAAGCAAAAUCGGGCUGUAGUGCGGGCUCUUAACCCAAUCCUGGUGACCCAUUUGGAAUAG